Molecule: messenger RNA, 309 nt
Organism: Staurois parvus
Lineage: Eukaryota; Metazoa; Chordata; Amphibia; Anura; Ranidae
Source: the annotation of a GenBank genome assembly
UACAGGAGUUGCCUAGAGACUGCGGACAUAGUACAGGAGAUGAUCAGAGACUGCGGACAUAGUACAGGAGAUGACCAGAGACUGCAAACAUUCUACAGGAGAUGACCAGAGACUGCGACAUAGUAAAGGAGAUGACCAGAGACUGCGCACAUAGUACAGGAGAUGACCAGAGACUGCGCACAUAGUACAGGAGAUGACCAGAGACUGCAGCACAUAGUACAGGAGAUGACCAGAGACUGCGGACAUACCACAGGAGAUGACCAGAGACUGCAGUCAGGAGAUGACCAGAGACUGCGGACAUAGUACAGG